This is a messenger RNA of Phialemonium atrogriseum, 1716 nucleotides long. RefSeq lists its product as uncharacterized. Lineage: Eukaryota; Fungi; Ascomycota; Sordariomycetes; Cephalothecales; Cephalothecaceae. Gene Ontology annotation, biological process: metal ion transport; transmembrane transport. Gene Ontology annotation, cellular component: plasma membrane. The coding region runs from base 1 to 1716 and encodes 571 amino acids. Gene Ontology annotation, molecular function: magnesium ion transmembrane transporter activity; cobalt ion binding; magnesium ion binding. The transcript has 6 exons. The record is from RefSeq and is a predicted model, not a curated record.
AUGGGAGAGCCCCGGCCUCCGAAUCUGGCCGCACUCAAGAAAAAGUUUGAGGACUUUGACCUUGGUGAGGUGUAUGACAAGGCCAAAGCUGCCGCCUUGGAUCCAGAAGCCCAGAACUUCGUGGUACUGUUUGGACCGCAACACGCCAAAAUAGCCCUUGACCUGGGGCUUGAUGACUUUAGGGACCUUCAGAACUGGAACAAUGAUGAAGAUUAUCCCAUUCGCUGGAUUAACUUCUGGAACACGACGAAGCAGGAAGAUGUAAUCGACCACAUCGGACAGGACUACGGCUUCACUCGACGGCUACGAGCCUCGAUCACAGCAUGGGACAAAUACAGAAGGAUCGUCAAAGACCAGUCCGCGAAGGAGAAUAAGGAGAAGAAGAAGCAGUCGGAGCCUGAAAACAUACACUCAACGGUGAUCCAGAAGGAGGAUAUCGAGCAAGGGUUGAAUGGAGUGCCCGAUAAACAUGCGCGCUCCCAUACCGUCGCUAUUCAACCUCGGCCGGAUCUCGAAGAGCUUUCCUAUUUCAGGCUGGUACAGAGUUCGAUGAACUACAUUACCGUCGACCACGGCGAGAGAUUCACAUGUAUCGGCGCGAACUGGCUUCAUUUGCGGUCCGAACAUGACAAGCAAUUGGUGCCUCCCAAACAUUGGGCGUGGCUCACGCUGUGUAGUACGAGUGGCAAAUGCACCGACACGGUGAUAUCUAUCCACGAGGAGCCAAACCUGGAGGAGCCAAACCUAGCAGGGCCACCAGAGGAUGCGAAAGUUGCCCUAGAACGGCGGCUGAAAGAGCUAGCGUUUAUGCGGUACAACACCGUGGCAGUCCUCAAGCAGCUCUCCCUCAUUGGCAUUGCUCGCACCAAGGACAGCGCUUUGUCGUUGAAAGCCAUUCGGGAGCCGCUUGGGCGCGAAUCGUCACCUCGGAUCCGUUCUUCCACUGCCGUUCCCAGGGAGAGGAUCGCCGAGGUGGGAUCGAGCAACCUCUUCUACUAUCUUUUUGAAGACACUUUGGCGGUAGUUCCGGUCCUUAGCAGUUCAAAAGUGGCCCUCGAACAUCUUACCAAGCGUAUUCUUCGUAGCGCUCGUAUCAAGGAAAAAAAGACAGCACAGUCUGACAUCAUACCCGAGCUUCACAAGCUCGGAAAGGACCUUCGACUCUUGCAACAUCUAUUCAAGAGCUACAAGACCCUCAUCCAGACAAUCCUUACCCCUCCCGACACCGACGUCUCAGAACGUAUCAAACUAGACCAGCAGGCCCGCGAUCGAUUUCGGCGUCUCGGAGACCGCCUUCAGUUGCUGAUGUUGAACACGAUCAAAGAGUACCUCAAUGAGAAGAGUGAAUUAUCAAGCACGUAUUUCAACCUCACUGCGCAGAAGGACUCCCAGGCCACUGCCCAGCUGACGCAGAGCGCGACGCUUCUCGCCAAGCUCAGCGUCCUCUUCUUGCCCAUCAGCUUCGUGACGAGCUACUUUUCCAUUGAGAUCCCGGGCCUGAUGGACUCGUACACGCCCAAAACUUACUGGGUCUGCUUUGGAGUGGUCGCGGCCAUAUCCUUUUUGUGCUUGUUCUUCUUCGCUCGCCUUCUCAUGGUCGUCAGUGACCGUCUCGACGCGGCGUCGGAGCAGCUCGCCCAGCGGGUCAAGAGAACUCUCUCCAACCACAAGCACAAGCACAAACACGAUGACGAUGGCGAUGAUCAUGAUGAUUGA